Messenger RNA from Mustela lutreola (European mink), 2948 nucleotides. RefSeq names its product protein FAM170A-like. Gene Ontology annotation, biological process: fertilization. Bases 1649 to 2929 code for a protein of 426 amino acids. Lineage: Eukaryota; Metazoa; Chordata; Mammalia; Carnivora; Mustelidae. Gene Ontology annotation, cellular component: nucleus. The transcript has 7 exons. The record is from RefSeq and is a predicted model, not a curated record.
AAAACAUAUAAUAAUACAUUAUAUGUUAAUAAUAAAAAGUGCAUUCGUGAAAACUGAAAAAAAACAAAACAAAACAAAAAAAAUAAAAAAGAAAACAAAAAACAGCAGCCUGGCGAUUCAAGGGAAGUCUCAAAAAAGACAAAUACCCCAAAUGCAAGGUUAUCAAAACAGGGCCAUAUUUGCCUUCUCUUCUCUGAAGAGUGAGCUCCUUAGCAUAUGUCUCAUCUCCAUGGGUGGAGAAGGGGCAGAGAUUUGAAAGGGUCUUAGUUUCUCCCUCUAGUAACCUCCUACCCUCAUAAAAACACAGAAAUCUUUAUUCCGUCACACCCACUGCUGGACUUAACCCAGUGUCCUCUCAUAUUUACCCGUUUACACUCAUCCCUGAAUUUCUCCUUCUCCACUCCCAUAUCCUUGCACUCUCAGACACACUCAUAAUCUCAGAUCUUCAUGUCUUGAACAUUUACAUCUCAUUUUGCAGCAUAUGCAUUCCUCAAGUUUGCUUUCUCUAAUGUCCUUCCUUAGCCACUCUAAUGUUGAACUCACACAAAUAAUCUCACUCUUGUAGGACUUUUUAAUUUCUCAUUAACAAUGCACACAGCCAAGACAGUCAUUUAACAUUUUAUAAAACUCCCGUUUCCAGUCCCCUAGAACCCCCAUGUAAUUCCACAAUCAAGGAGCUCACAUGAAGUGCCACAUCCUUCGUUCACAUGGUCAGUGUGUAUUGCUUUCCCAAUCUCAGCAGUUAUCACAAAAUCACCCAGCUCCAUAUUUCACUCACAAACCAAAUAGAUACUCUGCAACUACUUAAACUUUAUACUAUGUGACACACAGGUCACUUGUAAUACAGGGAAGACAUACUGCUGUACAUCUCUAGAAGGAUGCUGCAGUGUCACCCACGACGCUCAUGCUACCUUCACAUGCAAUGGCCAGGUCACCUCUACAUUCUCUGAAUAAAAUUGUUGAGGACAUGUGUCAGACACAUACAUCAGACUGUGUUCACUAACAUGGCACACAUACUAAGUCCCUAGAAAAUACAGCAACCCCACUGAAUUGUCUCAUUCCAAAACCAACAUGACCUAUCAGACACUUUCCAGUGACCAAAGAGAAAAAGUAGGUGCAUUUUGUGAAAUAAAGUUGAGUUAUAAGCUUCCCUGAAGUUUGUAAACCCAGGAGGAGACUUAGUAUGUUUUAGUUAUUUUCUAAAGAACAAAAAUGGACCUAUUUCCUGAACGUUGAGUUUGGAAAUGUAGAUUAGGAGGAAGAAAAACUAACCGGUGAUUUUUGUGAUAUGUUUAAAUUCAUGGCAGAGAUCGAGAUGAUCCUAGAAAUACACAUAUUUUACCAGGGAAAUAACCAACAGCCGAGAAUUUCGCUGUUCAUUGGUAAGGUUUAGAGGUAGGCUUAUGUGUACAGUGAGUAUAGAUGCAAAAAUUAAUCAGAAUAGUGUGUGAGGAGGAUGUAAGGAGGGUGACACCACCAAGUGGGCCAAGUGACAGCUGAGCCAUUUGGCAGUCAUAGCUCCUCAGAGGGGAGCUGUGCCCAAAGUGGGGAGGUGUUGCCUGGAGUCAGCCUUGGGAACCCUUCUGGAGUCUCCUGGUCCCGCAGAGCUGUGCAGCAGAGCCCUCAGAAGUUUUAAACACAUCUGAAGAUGUUUUACCUGGACCCUCUGAGUUGGCCCAAGGCCAUGGCCAGAUGGCAGCAGAUGCAAAGUCACAAUACUCCUGUGUGCCUGCAGACAAGCUCGUUCGCUGUGAGGAAGACUCAAGAGGAUGCGGCUCAGCCUAACUCCUCUGCCUCACAGUACUUCUCCUGUGUCUCCUCUCUAUCUAAGCUGAUUCCUGCUAAUGAGGAUGAAUUCAAGACGACCCAUGAGGAUGCAGCCCAUCCUAAGUCCUCUGCCGUGGUCCCUCCUGGUGGUGAGGUAGCAGAACAACAAUCCUCUGCCUCACAGUACUUCUCCUGUGUCUCCUCUCUAUCUCAGCUGAUUCCUGCUAAUGAGGAUGAAUUCAAGACCACCCAGGAGGUCGGAGCCCAUCCCAAGUCCUCUGCCGUGGUCCCUCCUGGUGGUGAGGCUGCAGAAGAAUCAUCUGCCUCAUCCUACUACACCUGUUUUUCUUCCAUAUCGCAAAUCAUUAGGGCUAAUCAGGAUGAAUUCAAGACCACCCAGGAGGUCGGAGCCCAUCCCAAGUCCUCUGCCGUGGUCCCUCCUGGUGGUGAGGCUGCAGAAGAAUCAUCUGCCUCAUCCUACUACACCUGUUUUUCUUCCAUAUCGCAAAUCAUUAGGGCUAAUCAGGAUGGAGCUCCUCAAACAGACCAGCUUGUUUCUUGUUCCAAGAAAUGUGAGACUUCCUCACACUUUCUAUAUAGCUCCUUUACUUUGCAGCUGGCUAAUGAUCCUAAGCCUUCUGUGUCCUCUGCAAACACAGAAGAGGAAACAUUCAUGAAUGUCUACUAUAUGAAUGUAAGAACAAAAAGGGGUGUGGCUGUCCUCAAUGAUGAGCAAGAAAGCCUGGAGCCUCCUACCAAAAAAACAAAAAAAGAAAAAAAGACCUUUUCUGAUCUCCAGGGAGCAGUCACCCCCUCUUGCACUACUAAGGAGCCACCAACUUGCAGUGCAUCCAGGCAGACAAUAGAAGAGCAGGAGAAAGGGAAGGAGGCUGACAGUCCACCAGUGCCUCCAGCUGCCGAGGAAUAUCCCAGGGCCAAGACGCCUGAAUGGCUCGUGACCCUGGAUAGUGGCUUCAGGUGCAUGGCCUGCUGCCGGGUCUUUCCUAGCUUGGAGGUCCUCCAGGAACACGUGAAGCAUGGAGUCCGUGAGGGCUUCAGCUGCCAUACUUUCCAUCUGACCUUGACUUUGCUGGAGAGAAAGAAAAGGGUAGAGAAGGAAAAGAGUAGGCAGACAAAGAAUACUAAGAAUACUGGCAUAUAGAUGCCAGAAAGCGAAAAAU